This is a messenger RNA of Bradysia coprophila, 951 nucleotides long. RefSeq lists its product as uncharacterized. NCBI's taxonomy places the organism in Eukaryota, Metazoa, Arthropoda, Insecta, Diptera, Sciaridae. The record is from RefSeq and is a predicted model, not a curated record.
AUGAAAGAAGUGACAAAGCUCAGCCCAGAGAAAAAAUUGUAUUUCAUACCGCAUCAUGCCGUUGUAAAACCAGAUAGUCUAACAACCAAAUUGAGAGUAGUGUUUGAUGCAUCGGCCAAAACGAGCUCUGGAAGAUCCCUCAAUCAAUGCAUGCACAUUGGAGCUCGCCAACAAAGUGAUCUAUUCGAGAUAUUGAUACGUUGGAGACGACACAAAAUUGCAUUCAAGGCCGACAUCGAGAAAAUGUAUCGGCAAAUAAAAUUGGAUACAGAAGAUCAACGUUACCAUACCAUAUUGUGGAGAGAGCAGCCGGCUACGCCGAUAAAAGAAUACCAAUUGACAACAGCGACAUUUGGAACAGCAGCAGCACCAUUUAUGGCCACAAGAACGUUGAGACAGAUUGCGGACGAUGCAAAGACAGAAUAUCCAUUGGCGGAACAUUUGAUCAAAAACGAUUUCUAUGUCGAUGAUUUUAUAUCAGGAAGCAACAGUUUGGAAAACGCAAUCAAAGAAAAGGAUGAGGUGAUCAAAGCAUUGCAAUCGGGAGGAAUGACAUUACGAAAAUGGACAUCGAAUGAUCAAGCAUUUCUCAGGACGAUUCCAGAUGAACAAACAGAAAAGGUGCUUCAAUUGAUCGGAACCGAUGACACAAAAGCACUGGGAAUACGAUGGAAUCCACGAACGGACCAUUUUGGUUUUGAAGUACAAUGGGCAUCAGACAAACGAGUGACAUCAAAACGUGAAUUGUUGUCAGAAGCAUCCAAGCUGUACGAUCCAUUGGGGUGGUUGGCACCAAUCAUGAUUAAGGCAAAGUUGAUCAUGCAACAGACAUAUACGAAGGAAAUUGGGUGGGAUGAUCCACUCCCAGAGUCGAUAGUGGAGCAAUGGAGUCAAUUCAAAAGUGAGUUACCAUCCGUUACAAAAUUGAGAAUCCGAGAUGGAUACAGUUGA